AUGCAGAGCCCCCAAGUCUGCUUUUCUCGCCAGGAUGACCUCACCGAGAGACAUGCCCAGGCCCUAAUCUGCAGAGGGGCACCGAUCCAUGUUGGGCACCUGAGAACCAUCCCUCACGCGCCCGAGCACUACUACGCUCUCUACACGACCACCUCCUCUGACACUAGGUUCAAGGAAGAGGAUGAUGCCGUUAGCCUCCAUGGAAUUAUGUCGGAGCUCAUGACCAUGCGCUUGCAGGGCCUCCCCGGAACUGUGACCUUAAACCAGUGGGUCUCCCUAUCGAGCGAGCUUCCCCAUGCUAUACCAUUGCGCGAUCCUGGCGUGCCGGCUUUGAGAGAGGUCGACCUCACAAGGAUUUUCAAGCGACUCAAGGAGAUUGAGAUGGGCAUCGAUGACGAUGAGCACUCGAUGCAUCGGAGCCUUUACAAGUACUUCUUGCGAGACCAGGACAAGCUGUUCAGUCUCCAUAAGCCACUUGACAGGCAAAUCACCGACCUCAUCCAGGUGUUGUCGAAGCCGGAAUGGAUCGACUUCACCAACCCGAGGAACCAGGUGCUACUGCUUAGUCUCGAACUCGACCUGCGGAUUAACUCUAGAAAGCACAAUGAAUGGGCAAAGGAGAGGCUCCUCUUUCAGAUACCCCCGAGUAUCCAGUGGAACAUUGCACUCGCCCGGAGGUGGCUCAAGUUCAUUCGGAUAGAGGGGUACGGACCGACCCCUGAUCACAUUCACCUUCGGUAUAAGUUGAGGAAGCGACAGGUCAAGAUUCUGGAAAAGUUUGCCAAAACCAUGAAAUGGCCAAACCUGGAUGAGACCUUGAACACGUUCCCCUUCCUCAUCAUGAACACCUUGAUCGAUAUGGACCCUGAUAAGGCGACCGAUGAGUUAGCGUUGCUUACGCACUUGUACCCGAGCUGUGGAUUCCAAUACCGUAGCAGCUAUACGUACUGGGCCGCCACUUGCAUCGUUGGCAAGGUUCUCGCACCCACAUGCAAACUUGCAGCCGGCUGGGUUGGCCCCGGUAGGCCGACCGCGGACCUCGGACGCACCCAAAUUGCCCGCAUACGAUCACGCCCACCACAACAGCGCUUAACACCGGAAGACGUCACGUCGAUGGCUGAACGAUCCGACCCAUUGGGACCACCUGCAGAUCUCAUCCCCGUUAGCGAAUACAAGCUCAUCCUUCCAGACCCUGACGACAUUGUCGAUACAGUCCGUAUCGAGCGGCUUUGUUUCCAGCCGAUCCAAGGCCAACAAGUGGAUGCUGGUCCUCAGUGGUAUGAGGCCCGCAUCCAGUUUGCCAUCGAUGGCGUGUCAUGGCCCCUGCGGCUUGCGUACGACGUUUCGUUCAUUUCAGCGUGGCCAUGCAUUAAUGGACCUCACCCGCUCUUCUUCGACUACGCGUACUCCACCAUCAAGGCUGACCAGAUUGUGAACAUCCACGAUUGGGGUGGCUUGUAUGGCCUUGCCAACACCCAGGCCAUCUCCCCCAGGCCUGAGGACAGCGGAUGGGAUGCUAUUGUUGCCGAUGUGCGCAAGACAUGCGUUGCCUGCGCCAUUCGCGAAGCCUACGCGGCGACGUUGACGGUUGUCAUCCUUGUAGAUGAUCAGCAAUAUUUGAACGAAGACGAUUAG
Messenger RNA from Parascedosporium putredinis, 1635 nucleotides. The record is from the annotation of a GenBank genome assembly. Lineage: Eukaryota; Fungi; Ascomycota; Sordariomycetes; Microascales; Microascaceae.